Messenger RNA from Asparagus officinalis (garden asparagus), 638 nucleotides. Its product is annotated as growth-regulating factor 1-like. NCBI's taxonomy places the organism in Eukaryota, Viridiplantae, Streptophyta, Magnoliopsida, Asparagales, Asparagaceae. Bases 5 to 619 code for a protein of 204 amino acids. The record is from RefSeq and is a predicted model, not a curated record. Gene Ontology annotation, molecular function: ATP binding. Gene Ontology annotation, cellular component: nucleus. Gene Ontology annotation, biological process: developmental process; regulation of DNA-templated transcription; DNA-templated transcription. The transcript is spliced from 2 exons.
UGUGAUGAUAAUGGAUUUCAGCAGAAUCAGGCAGCCAUUCACAACAUCACAGCGGCAGGAGCUUGAGCUCCAAGCUCUCAUCUUCAACUACAUGGCCUCGGGCAUUCCCAUCCCUUCACAUCUCAUUCUUCCGUUUCGUCGAAACUUCUCCCUCCAACCCAUUUCUCUUCACCAUUCCAGUAAGGUCUCAUCACCUCCAAGUCUGAAAAAAGUGAGUUAUGGGAGGAGGGUAGAGGAAGACCCGGAACCGUGGAGGUGCAAGAGAACAGACGGCAAGAAGUGGAGGUGCUCGAGGGAGGCCUCCGGUGACUCCAAGUACUGCGAGAGGCACAAGCACAGAGGCAAGAAGUGCUUCACUAAGAAUCCUGCAAUGCCUCUGUUUACAAGCAGCUCGGCUUGCAGUUCCUGUUCAAGCUUUACGCCGCGGCCUUUGGCUUUGUCUUCACGGCCAGCUGAAGAGGAGGUGAAAGAGGAGGGGGAGGAGCAUUGCUUCGUGUUUGGAGCUGAUCUCAGGAGCAAAGAGGCAAAGAGAAGUCCGAAGGUUCAACUUAGCUUGUUCGGUGACGAGAGGGGGGAUUGUGCCAGUACUGAGCUCUCGAUUUCGAUCUGCAGGAGUUGAGCGUGUGAUUUCUUUGUUG